Messenger RNA from Thrips palmi, 1389 nucleotides. RefSeq names its product zinc finger protein 33B-like. Lineage: Eukaryota; Metazoa; Arthropoda; Insecta; Thysanoptera; Thripidae. Gene Ontology annotation, cellular component: nucleus. The record is from RefSeq and is a predicted model, not a curated record. Gene Ontology annotation, molecular function: DNA-binding transcription factor activity, RNA polymerase II-specific; RNA polymerase II cis-regulatory region sequence-specific DNA binding. Gene Ontology annotation, biological process: regulation of transcription by RNA polymerase II. Bases 78 to 821 code for a protein of 247 amino acids. The transcript has 3 exons.
UAUUGUCGACAUACGCCCAUUUUUCAUUUGCACGUCUGGUCGUGGGUGGAUCACACAUCGAUUGGAGCGGUCUGUGCAUGCUUGUUCUGGAUGGUGCCUGGCGCGUCAAGACGGAGGCAGAGCAGUGCGGCAGCCCUCCUGCUGGAGCACCGCGGCAUGGACGCAGCUUGGCGGGACAAGGACAGGAUGACGCGGACGGGUUGGAGGCUGAGGAGCCGUGGCUGCACAUCGACGCCACCUUCUCGCUCGCCUCUGGAGUCGGCCACGCCAAGCAGGACUCCGCGGCCAGCGGCACGGCUGGGGACGGAGGGGCGGACCGCGCUGUGGCCUCGCAGUGUGCGGAGCGUGGAGCAGCCUUGGAUGCCGAGGCGGGCCUGGAGAAGCACCUCGCAGCGCGCGGCAAGCGGCACGCCUGCCAACACUGCGGCAAGGAGUUCCAGUGGGCGUCCCAUCUUGAAAAGCACUCAAGGACCCACACCGGGGAGAAGCCUUUCCAGUGCAAAGUGUGUGGAAAGAAAUUUAUCCAAUCAGGUGAUUUGAAGAAGCAUGAAAGGAUCCACACCGGAGAGAAGCCUUUCGAGUGCAACGUAUGUGGAAAGAAAUUUGUGCAGUCAAGCGAUUUGAACAAGCAUGAAAGAAUCCACACUGGGGAGAAGACUUUCCAGUGUAAUGUGUGUGGGAAGAAAUUUAUCCAAUCAGGUGAUUUGACCAGGCAUGAAAGGAUUCACACUGGAGAAAAGCCUUUCGAGUGCAAUGUGUGUGCGAAGAGAUUUGCACAAUCAGGCGAUUUGACCAGGCACGAAAGGACCCAUUCUAGGUAGACGCCUUUUCAGUGCCAAUUGUUCGGAAAAUGCUUUUCCCGGAAGUCCCUACCCGUCAAGCAUGUCAAGACCCACACCGAUGAGAAGAGGCCUCUUAAUGUGGAAUAAGUGUUAGUCUGUGAGGACGUUCCACCGAGCGGCCCGCUUUGUAAGGCUCACUAAUUCAUACUAAGGAAAACCCUAUAUGGACAAAUAUUGUCGAUGUUCACCAUAGUAUUCAAGAAGCCAUGAGCUAGCGCCCCUAAAUCAUGUUUCAAGAUACUUAACGUUGAGCAAUUACUGUCGUUACCCUAGAAACAUAGUGGUGCUCUGCUUUAUCUGGUGACUUAAGUGUAACCAUCUACUGACAAAUUUUGACUAACUGUUAACAAAUGUCUGAUCGUGUGUGGUAUUGCCAUAUAAUGUUUUCAGUUCGUUAUAAAAAUAGUCCAGUCCGUGUACAUUUAGAGUGAAAAUUCUUAGUCUUCGCAGCUUAACUGCAGUUUCUACUCAUUCAAAACUUUAGCACUACAUGCUUGGGCUCUCUUAUAAAGAUCAUCUUUUUCCUCUACUUGGCCACACUGGUGAA